Molecule: messenger RNA, 5491 nt
Organism: Alosa sapidissima (American shad)
Lineage: Eukaryota; Metazoa; Chordata; Actinopteri; Clupeiformes; Clupeidae
Gene: srgap1b
Product: SLIT-ROBO Rho GTPase activating protein 1b
Exons: 23
Coding region: 445-3750 (1101 amino acids)
Biological process (GO): negative regulation of cell migration; signal transduction
Cellular component (GO): cytoplasm
Molecular function (GO): protein binding
Source: RefSeq, a predicted model, not a curated record
CCUACUCACACCCGAAGCAACGGAGGAACCUCGUGCUGCACGUCUCCCUUUCCACAGGUCUGUGUUGUGACUGUGUUGACGUGCGCGUGUGACCCGAGGCAAGGCAAAUUAGCGAGAAACCCCUUCCUGUUGGGUUUGGGUACAUUUCGCGGUGUGGCAUCUCGCACAGGUGCUUCACGAGAGAGCCACGGCACGGAAGCCUGGGCGGACCUCCCGGCGGUGUAGAAGCGAAUAGGUGGUGAAUGCUGAUCGCACCGGUUGCAUGCCGUUGCCUCUCCUCGCGGACGCUACCCACACCAUCGCCCUUAGCGUUGAGGUGUUGAAGCAAUAGGGCAUUUCUGCCAUGGCACAUCGACUGAGAUAGACGCGCGGGGACACUAACGCACACGUAUAGCCCGAGGCAGACAUUUGGACGCUUGGCUAGUUUACCCACCUACAUUCCACAUGCCGGAUCUUAAGGACCCAAGCAUGGCAAGCAUGGCCAAGUUCAAAAAGGACAAGGAGAUCAUCGCGGAGUACGAGAGCCAGGUGAAAGAAAUCCGGGCUCAGCUGGUGGAGCAACAGAAGGUUCUGGAACAGCAGACGGACAUGCGAGUACAGCUGCUUCAGGACCUGCAGGAUUUCUUCCGGAAGAAGUCGGAGAUCGAGAGCGAGUACUCACGCAACUUAGAGAAGCUUGCCGAGCGCUUCAUGGCCAAGACACGCAGCACCAAGGAUCACCAACAAUACAAGAAAGACCAGAACCUUCUGUCUCCAGUGAACUGUUGGUACCUGCUCCUGAACGAGGUUCGCCGCGAGAGCAAAGACCACGCCACUCUGAGUGACCUGUACCUGAACAACGUCAUAACACGCUUCGCUCACAUCAGUGAAGACACUACACGACUGCUCAAGAAGAGUAAAGAGAUCAUCUUCCAGCUACAGGAGGAGCUGAUGAAGGUUCUCAAUGAGCUCUACACGGUGAUGAAGACCUACCACCUGUACAACAGCGAGACGCUGAGCGCGGAGGUGAAGCUUCGAGAGGCGGAGCGGCAGGGGGAGCGGGGGGGUCGGGGGGGAGAGGUGGUGUUCGGGCUGCGCACGGAGGAUCGCCACCAGCGCCGCAACAACGCCCGCAAGAUCCAGAAGAUGAAGGAGAAGAGGCAGGCCAAGUACUCUGAGAAUAAGCUGAAAGUGAUGAAGGCUCGUAAUGAGUACCUACUGACCCUGGAGGCCACCAACGCAGCGCUCUUUAAAUACUACGUACACGACCUGUCCCACCUCAUCCAUAGCUGUGACCUUGGCUACCACUCUGGGCUGAGCCGAGCCCUGCGCACGUAUCUGUCGGCGGAGUACGGGGUGGAGACGGCACGACACGAGGGCCUGGACAUCCUGGAGGGGGCAGUAGAGAGUCUGGACCCGGGCAGUGACCGCCAGCGCUUCAUGGAGACACACCCCUCAGCGUUCACACCGCCUCCCAGAUUCUCCUAUCAGCCACACAUGGGAGACCAGGUGACCCAGCUGACAGCGCUGCCGCAGGUGCAGUCAGAACUGCUGCUGAGAUACACUCAACUGCAGUCCCGCCUCUCCACUCUCAAGAUAGAGAAUGAGGAGGUGAAGAAGACGUGGGAGGCGACGUUGAGCACGAUCCAGGACCUGGUGAGUCUGGAGGACUUCGACGUGUCCGAGAGCUUCCAGAGGAGCCGCUCCACCGAGUCCGUCAAGUCCAGCGUGUCCGACACCUACCUGAGCAAGCCCAGCCUGGCCAAGAGAAGGGCCAACCAGCAGGAGACGGAGCUCUUCUACUUUAUGAAACUGCGUGAACACCUGGAGGGAAGUAACCUCAUCUCCAAACUCCAGGCCAAGCAUGACUUACUGAAGAAGAGCAUAGCAGAUGGUUACAGAGGAGAUGUGAUGACCACAAGCCGUCGAAGGAACUCCCACAGCAGACAGCAGGAGCAAGGAAAAGCCCUUCCCCUUAUCGUGCAGAGCUGCAUCAGAUACAUUAACCUGCACGGGUUGCAGCACCAGGGGAUCUUCAGAGUCUCAGGAUCUCAAGUGGAGGUCAAUGACAUCAAAAAUUCAUUUGAGCGGGGAAAUGACCCUCUGUCAGAUGAGGAGAACGCUCCAGACAUUAACUCGGUGGCCGGAGUUCUAAAGCUGUACUUCAGGAAUCUGGAGAACCCACUGUUCCCCAAAGAGCUCUUCAAUGAGCUGAUCGCCACCGUGCGCAUAGAGAGCCUGUAUGAUAGGGCUCUGAGCAUCCGUAAGAUCCUGACCACAGCCCCCCGCACCUCCAUGGUGCUGAUGAGAUACCUGUUUGCCUUCCUCAACCACCUGUCUCAGUACAGUGAUGAGAACAUGAUGGAGUCGGGCAACUUGGCCAUCUGCUUCGGCCCGACGCUCAUGCCCACGCCAGAGCUGCAGGACCAGGUGUCGUGCCAGGCCCACGUCAACGAGGUCAUCAAGACCAUCAUCGUCCACCACGAGACCAUUUUCCCCAACCGCCAGGAGCUCGACGGGCCACUCUACGAGAAGUGCAUGAGCGCCACCGAGUACUGUGAGAGUCCGUACAGUGAGUCUGGAGCUCUGGAGGAAGGAGAGCAAGAUGGAGGCACUGAAACACAAACUAGUGAGGAUGAGGCUGAGCCCCUGGAGGCCGUAGCCAAGUUUGACUACACUGGGCGCUCGGCGCGAGAGCUGUCAUUCAAGAAAGGGGCGUGUCUUCAGCUGUUCCAGCGUGCAUCAGACGACUGGUGGGAGGGGCGUCAUAACGGCAGCACUGGCCUCAUCCCCCACCAGUACAUCAUAUUAAAGAGCGAUGGUGACAGUGUGAAGGUGAAAGCUAGCAGCCCUUCUGAGAGCAACAGAAGCCUGAGCUCACCGACCGAGGGCAGAGCUACAGAUUCCUUCAUCAGCAGGCACAGGAAGCGCACUGAGGCCCUCCUGCGUCGUGCGCCCAGUCGCCUGAGUGACAGCCACUGCCAUGGCAACGGCUCCGUGCUGGAGCGCAGCUCGCCACCCGUCACCGUGACGGUCACCGGUCACUUCAGCCCUCGCGAGCUGCUCCGCGGCAUCACACACUCCACGCAGACGCUGGCACACACGCAGUCGUCGCACGCGCUCACACACUCCACACACUCCACGCACGGCAUGCACAGCCCCGAGAGGCCGCGGCAGAGGACCAGCGCCAUGGUGACGAGACAUGAGUCACUGCGCCGUGACCGGGAGAGCCCGCCCACACCCUCCCAGGGCCGCGCCCGCACGCUGAACCCACACACCUUGGCACAGGAGAUUGAGGAGACGGUGGCAGCUGCCCUGAGUGGGCUGCGUGUGUUGGAGCGGGGUCAGUUGGAGCGGGGUCAGUCGGAGCGGGGUCAGUUGGAGCGGGGUCAGUCGGGUCAGUGUGGAGGUGGCGGAGGAGGGAGCAGCGUGUGUGGUGUUAAGCCGGACCUGGUACUGGACACACUGGAGACGGUGAAGAACGGGGCCCCGAUGGGCCCCACAGGCUCCACCCCCUCCAGCCUGUCCAGCCCGUCUGAUUCGCCGAGCCCCAUGAGCCCGCUGGGCUCCUCCCUCCCACCGCUGCCUGGCCCCGCCUCCCGCCCCCCCGAGCCGCCCGUCACAUUUGAGCCGGUCACCUUCAGCCCCGUGGCCGCCGCCCGCCCCCCCGCGCUGCGGCCUAAGCCGCCCCUCAUGCCCAAGAGCCACACGCCCUCGCAGCAGCCCUCGCCCACGCUGCACCUCCCCCCCGAUAAGUCCGGAACCAUGUGAGCGGAACCGGACCACGCUGGACCGGAGUGGACCGGCACGGAACCGGACCGGCACGGAGGAGGACUGAGACGGAGAUGAAGUCCAGGCUGGGCUCCUGACCAGGACUCAUGUACAAAAGAUGACUGUAGGGCUGGGUAGCUGAUUGGUCAAAAGAUGACUGUAGGGCUGGGUAGCUGAUUGGUCAAAAGAUGACUGUAGGGCUGGGUAGCUGAUUGGUCAAAAGAUGACUGUAGGGCUGGGUAGCUGAUUGGUCAAAAGAUGACUGUAGGGCUGGGUAGCUGAUUGGUUGGAUAGAUUUAGCCAGUGAAAAAUGUCAGUGUGCUUUUUUUAGGCGGGUGUGCGGUCCCUCAGUGUGUAUGUGUAGCCGUGCUUGUGUUGUUGUGGUUGUGUUUCAGAAACACACACAUACACACACACACUGGCCAGCACACACUGAGGGAUCCAUGUACAGGACUAGCGCCCAGUGGUCUAGGUGUUGGAAAUGUAGUCUUUUAGUGGAGUGUGUUUCGUGUUGUGAGUCUUAGGGCCUUACUGCCACCGAGAGAUCAAAACUGCUCCUCCAGGGUUUCUUUUGAUUGGAUGAGCAAGCUGCUGUGUUGCCAUGGUUUUGUUUGAUUGGCUGGAAAAGCUGCUAUAUUCCCGUUGUUUUUGUUUGAUUGGCUGGAAGAAGCUGCUAUAUUUCUCAUGGUUGCAUUUGAUUGGAUGGAAGAAGCUGCUAUAUUCUCAUGGGGAUGUUUUAAUUGGCUGAUGAUAGGAAGUGAAGUUGGUGUUUGAUUGGUGACAGGGUUUAGCUAACAGGAACAGAGUGCUGAUAGGAACUGUAGUCAGUAAGCUUUAUUCAAAGCCACCUGGUGCAUACACAUGGCCUCUUUGAGUGCCAGACACUGAAUGUAUUUCUCCUGAAUGUUUUUUUUAGUAUUAUUUCACACGGAUUCACACAUAGCCUUCAUUACCGUGGAGACGCCUUGGUGACCGUAGUAAUGUUGCUGCCGGGGUCCUUAUUACCUUAGCAAAACCCCCCCCCCCCCCCCCCCCCCACACACACACACACAUGCAUAUACACACACACACGCACACACACACACACACACACAUGCAUAUACACACACACACACACAAACACAAAUGACAAGUACAAGUUCCUUCACAGUUUUGGACACACUGCCUUGUUGAUGAGGCCCAAAUCUGCAGCCUGAGGACUCAUUGGGCGUGCUGCUGUUGCAUCAUGGGACAUUCAGACUCUGGGGCUUCCAUCGCCGAUGGCAACCAUGACCUGCUGGUGCAGCUCUCUCUGAGGACCAAUGGCAAUCGCUGUUUUGACCAAUAUGCCAUUUUGACCCAUGUCCUUCCAGUGUGUGUGUGUGUGUGUGAGAGAGAGAGAGAGAGAGGAGCGCAAGGAAUGUGUUGACUUGUUUUCAGACCUACCCAUGAGAACAUUCCUUCACUUUAUGUCCACUGUUUGUGUGUGUCAGUGUGUGUGUGUUUGUUUGGAAAAAGAGGGUCUGUAUAUAUGCACUUGCUGCUGCUGUGUGAGUGUGUGUAGAAAUGUAUGUGAGAGUCUUCUCUCAUGCUAAGACAUCUACCUAAGCUAUUCUCAGCUAGUCUCAGUUUGCAAAAUGUAACAUAAGUGUGUUAAUUAGCAGAACCAAUCUGAGGAGUACAACUCUAUAUAUGUGUGUGUGUGCGUGUGUAUGAGAGAGAGAGUGAGAUUGAGAGAGAGAGAGAGUGUGCGCGUAUGAGA